Molecule: messenger RNA, 1794 nt
Organism: Daldinia loculata
Lineage: Eukaryota; Fungi; Ascomycota; Sordariomycetes; Xylariales; Hypoxylaceae
Product: aquaporin-like protein
Exons: 6
Coding region: 474-1502 (342 amino acids)
Biological process (GO): water transport; glycerol transmembrane transport
Cellular component (GO): plasma membrane
Molecular function (GO): water channel activity; glycerol channel activity
Source: RefSeq, a predicted model, not a curated record
UACGUAAUUCUAGCCUCACGGAUCAUAUAAAGGUCUUAGGAUCAUCUCAUCUCUCAGAUCAGAGACACACACACAUUCAUUCUAGAUCAUCCUUCAGUUAGCAGUUAUACAGUUGUUUUUAGCCUUUAGUUUAUAUUGAUUCUAUCCUAUUGCCUUUUAUCCCUCGUUUAUUGAUCAGUUGAAUUCGUAUUUAUAAGUCAGAGUAUAGUGCCAUCAUCAGCGGCUUAGAGCCUCUUACGAGGAUCAGGUUGUUGAAGUGAUAGGCCAUACUCUGCAGGAGUCCCUACCUCCUGUCCAACAAUAAUGAGACAGAUGAGUAUGGCUGCGAUAGACUCAACCGCCAACGACAACGCCUUGGCUUAGACGGAGAUUGCACUACUAGCCCUGGGAACACCCAUCCAGAGCAUUUCGUGUGGAGUAGGAUACGAUUAAUACUCAGAGAACCGUUGCUCGAAUUUUGGGGCUGCUUCAUCAUGGUAUUGAUGGGAAAUUCCGUUCUUGCCCAAACCUACCUUAGCAAUCAGGAGUAUGGGAGUUGGAUUAACAUUUGCUUCGGUUGGGCAUGUGGUGCUGCUUUUGGUAUAUACGUUGCAGGUGACUCUGGUGCCUAUUUGAACCCGGCAGUGACACUUACCAAUUGUCUUUUUCGAGGACUACCGUUAAGACGCUUUCCGAUAUAUGCCGCUGCUCAGUUGCUCGGGAUGUUCUGUGCUGCAGGCGUAGUAUAUGCAAAUUAUAUAUCCGCAUUUGAUAACUACGAGGGAAGAGGGAUCCGCACCAUCCCCCCGAGUAAAACGUCUAGCGCCAAGAUAUUCUGCACAUUUCCCGCAUCGUUUGUGCCCAAGGCGAGCCAAUUCUUUUCCGAAUAUAUUGCCAACUUUGUCGUUAUGUUCUGUAUGUUCGCAAUGAGAGACGAAAAUGGGGCUCAUCUAAAAGGAGGUGGAUGGUUCGUUUUGGCCUUGUUCCUUCUAAACAUAGUAAUGAUAAGUAGCUUCGGCUGGGAGACUGGGUCACCCAUCAAUCCAGCUCGCGAUCUUACAGGAAGAAUCUGGUUAACCAUCCUCGGCUAUGAUAACGCAUGGUCUGCCUUUGACGCAUACUCUUGGAUUCCUGUUGUAGUACCGUUUAUUGCUACUAUAAGCGGGGCUAUUGCGUAUGACAUGUUCAUAUACACUGGGGAUAGCCCCAUCAACAGUACUGGUUUAGGGCUUAAUAAUUUAUGCUCGAAAAUCUGUGGAGAACGAAAGAAGCGGCAAGUGGACGAAGAAGAGAAUAGGGGGGCCAACACUGAAUACGACGACGACGAUUUGGUAAGACCUGCCGAGGAAAGAAGAAGAACUGAAGGAAGCCAAGGAGGGUCGAGGAAACAGUGGAUUACGAAUAAAGAUACGGGCUACGAUAUGCCGCAGGACGGCGAUCCAGAAUCAACGGCCGGGUUUAACGGAUCUAAUAACGAAUUACAAAACAAGACAAGUAGAAAUAAUAAUUACGGCAACACUUAGAAAAGCAUUGCUAGCGAUGGUAAUAAUUACGGUAUUAAACAGCAAUCGUUCCCAGACGGAGACUCAACUCUAGAUGGAAUGACUGAUAUAGAUAUAGAAGGGGAACAGUAACCUUCCUCACGCUCAAACGAAACUCAGGGUGAGUUGGAAUGAGUUUGCUUUCAACUUAACUAACACUUAUAUUGCUAUAGUUUUAUCGGGUUGUCAAUUCAUCUGGCAGGACUAUUUACCAAUAAGUUAUGUAUUAAAACUGAUGUACAUUUGGCCUAUUUUCUGGCCUAGAUGUUACACG